Messenger RNA from Bacillus rossius redtenbacheri, 6821 nucleotides. RefSeq names its product lysine-specific histone demethylase 1A-like. The record is from RefSeq and is a predicted model, not a curated record. Gene Ontology annotation, molecular function: transcription factor binding; chromatin binding; oxidoreductase activity. Gene Ontology annotation, biological process: negative regulation of transcription by RNA polymerase II; positive regulation of transcription by RNA polymerase II. The transcript is spliced from 12 exons. The coding region runs from base 280 to 1764 and encodes 494 amino acids. NCBI's taxonomy places the organism in Eukaryota, Metazoa, Arthropoda, Insecta, Phasmatodea, Bacillidae.
AUAUUCGUAUAAGCAAAGUGGGAUUUUGAAUGAAAGGUUCUAAUUGAAAAUUUAGCAGAUUCUUUCGUUCUAAUCUGAAAUCAGGCGCUGUAAAGAACAGUAGCAACAUAAAUCGUUGUUUUAUGCGUCUAAAUAUAUUUAAAGAUAUAUUAAAAUUUUUUGUGUGAAAAUAAAAGUUGUAUUAUUACCCGGCAUUUAGUAUAAACAUUGUGCCGGAGCUAAGAAGACACUUGCAUUAGUAACGUAUUCUUGUAAACAAUUGCAAAAAAACUAUCAAAAAUGAGCCGCAGGAAGAAGACUAAGGUUGAGUUCAGAGAAAUGGAUGAGAAGUACGGACAGCCAAUGGAAGAAGAUGAAGCUCCAGACACCCCAGAUAAAAGUAAGGCAGCAGGCACAGCUACACCAGAGAAGAAACCGCAGGCAGCUGCCUUGGCACCAGACGCUCUGAAGAAGGAGGUUCUUCUACCACCAGCAGAGCAGGCACCCACUCCUGCAGCCCCGCCCACGGCACAGAUAACUGUCAAGUCGGAGAAGGAUGAUGAUAUAGAACCUGAUUCUGAACAGGAUGAUCCAACAGGCCUAGAAGGUGCCGCCUUCCAGAGUCGCCUUCCUUUCGACAAGAUGACUGCAACAGAAGCUGCUUGCUUCCCUGAUGUCGCAAAUGGCCCUCCUCAGACACAGAAAGUUUUCCUUCAUAUCAGGAACAGACUGCUGCAACUCUGGUUGGAAAACCCAAAGCAGCAGCUGGUGUUUGAGAAUGCCCUGCUCCAGGUGGAACCACCGUACAACAGCGAUGGUCCACUCGUUAUGAGAAUUCAUGCCUUCCUCGAAAGACAUGGGUUCAUUAACUUUGGAAUUUUCAAAAGAGUGAAGUUGCAGAAGAAGCACGGCAAGGUGAUCGUGAUCGGCGCUGGCAUCGCCGGUCUGGCUGCCGCUCAGCAGCUGCAGCAGUUCGGGAUGGAGGUGGUCGUGCUGGAGUCCCGGGACAGAGUGGGUGGUCGCAUUGCAACCUUUCGCAAAGGAACGUACAUCGCGGAUCUGGGCGCGAUGGUGGUGACGGGACUGGGCGGGAAUCCCGUCACUGUUCUCUCCAAGCAGAUCAACAUGGAGUUGCACAAGAUAAGACAGAAGUGUCCACUGUAUGAGUCAAAUGGAAACACGGUUCCCAAGGACAAGGAUGAAAUGGUUGAGCGAGAGUUUAAUAGGCUUCUGGAAGCUACCAGCUACUUGUCACAUCAGCUGGAUUUCAACUAUGCUGGUGGGAAACCUGUUUCACUAGGACAAGCCCUAGAGUGGGUUAUCAAGUUGCAAGAAAAGAAUGUGAAAGAAAAGCAAGUUCAACACUGGAAAGCGGUGGUGUCGCUUCAGGAGAAGCUGAAAACUAAUCAGCAUAGGAUGAUAGCAUUGAGAGAGAAGAUUGAGGAGAUGAAUAAGCAACACAAGGACCUAAGCGACAGUAAAGGACAAAAAGACAUCACGCAAGAGUUUGUGGUUCGUUCUAAGCUCAGGGACCUCAGCAAUGCUUGCCGAGAGUGGGAUCAACUCUUGGACCAGCAGAAGGAAAUUGAGGGAAAACUUCAAGACCUAGAAGCCUUACCACCAAGUGAUGUAUACCUGUCAUCGAGGGACCGCCAAAUAUUGGACUGGCACUUUGCAAACCUUGAGUUUGCAAAUGCUACGCCCCUUUCCACCCUCUCGCUGAAGCACUGGGACCAAGAUGACGACUUUGAGUUCACUGGAAGUCAUCUAACAGGUAAGAAAUAGUGUUCAGCAUGCCUCAUCCCGUUGGUAUGUAACUUUAUUUAUUUAUUUUCACUUUUUUCUUUGCAAUGGUAUUUUAUAAAAAUUAUUGUUCUCUACCAUUUAAAAAGAAUAACUUUGUUGUUAACCUGCUAAAACAAAUUAAAGUGGAUCAUAAUUAAUACUUCUUCCACCUUGAAAUAAAUGGUACUGUUUUAUUUUGUAACUAAAAUAUUAUGUUUAACUACCUGGUACACGAACAGCUUAUAUGAUCCCAAAAAUCACAUUUUCGCUGCUAUAAGAAGAUCUUAGUAGGAAAACACAAAAAAAAUAGCUACUUCAGUUAUAUAAAACCAUCCACCAGAUUCUGCCUUAGAUGUAACUGUCACUCCAUCAAGAUGCUACAAAUCACAAACCGCCACCAGGGUCCCAUCACCUGUGCCAUCCUCUGAUAAGUUCUAUCUACAUCAUCAUCAUCUAGUAUAUUCAAGAUGCCUUGGUUCUCAGAAGUAAUUUUCUCGCCACCGAACCAAGAAAAGCCGAAACAGAAAAAGUCUUGAAGAAAAUUACACAGAAACUAAGGAAGAUGGAUUGGAUUCUGUGUGCUCGGCAUGGGCGUAGAUCCCGGGAAGGGGAGGGGGGAAAUGUCAGUGUUUAAUGUAGUAGAUUGUUGUCAAGCAGUUGUUUAUAUUAAUGGCAUUUCUCUCUUUUUUUUGUGGUUAUAAUGAAACAUUCUUGCCUAGUGUUUAGCUAAAAUUUUACAUAAUAGUUAUUAAAAUAUUUUUAAAGGUGUUUGGAUUGAAAGUGAGUGAGAAAACCAUUGGCGAUUCCCCGUUUUAAUUUACCAACGUAUUUGUUAGUUUCGGCCAACUAUCCAGAACAUGGGCACGCGUAUUCAUUGCUCACGUGGAACUCGAACCUGGGACCACUUUGCGUGACGACUGUCGUUCUCUUCCACCCAAUACGGCAACACGUGAUCGCGUUCUCCCCUUUCGCUGCCUGCCGCGGAACCCCGAGUGUCUUCUGUUCCGUGGCUCCACCUCCCCCCUCCCCGACUUCUCCUUCUUGUUUUACGGCGGUCGUGGCUCGUCAGACCUUUGCGCCGUGCAUACAUUUGCGGUGACCUCUCAUGCGGCGCACGUCCACUCCCUCGCCUCACUCGCCUUGUUUAUGGUCGUUAUGUUGCAAGACACGAGUGGUUUGCAAAGUCAGCGAAAAUAAACCAACAUCCUCUUUGGUUUCGUACUGAUGGCUGUGCUGGAGGGAAUUUGACUCCUCCGUAGACUCUAAAAGUUUAUUGGGUAAGAUUUCCAAGCAUGUAAUGGAAUGGAAUUGUAUGGAGGAUUUACCGUACAAAUAUGUUAUACCUUCUACAUUUGUUCAGGAAAAUGUCAAAUGCAAAGGAAACUUAGAAACAGAGACCCACUUCGAUUGGCAAAACAAACCAGCCACUCAGAAGGCUCUUAUUUGUCCACAGCUGCAGCCGAUCAGGGAAAACACUCCCCUUUCAGGCGAGAGUAUUUAAAGGCAAGAGAAUUUCCUUAACUCAGUAGGUAAAGGCUACCUUGAAGACGGUGACUGCAAGGACGACCGAAACGGUUGUGAAAUCUUCAACUGCGAACCCAGAAGCCAAGCAACUUCAGACAAUGGCCGCGAAAAACUUGCGAUCCUUAUUAAUGUAGCUAUAACUUACAUUAUAUGUUUAGUAAUGCAGCCAAAACUUUUGUUACAGUGUACGUGCGCUGUGGUUAGCACGUGAGAUUCGUAACUUAAUGCUGAAGGGAAUGGUUCCCAGCGUGUAAGGGUUUCCAGCGGGGAACGUUACAAGCGGACGUGUCCGCCGUCAGCGUGGACGCGCGCGCUAAGCCUCAACUCCCGUGGUCGCGGUAGUCGUGAAUCGAGUUUACGAGCACUGCGUCGGGAUGUGAGAGGUGCUAAGCGCAUUAUGUUCCUUGACAUAUCGUCGCCUUUGAGCCUUCCUGUGCUCAAUUCUGUGACUUGAGAUUUAAGGGGGUCUUUGUUUCUGCGAAUAUCGUAGGGCGUAUUCAGGACACAAUGUGUAUUUGCGUGAAAAAUCUUUUAAAAUUAUGAAAAUAGCAUGGAGGAACCAUUAAUUUAUUACAGGGUGGCGACCAACCGGGAAAACCGGGAAAAGUCAGGGAAUUUUGCCAGCAGGGAAAAGUCAUGGAAAAGUCAGGAAAUUUUGCAAAUAGUCAGGGAAAAAAUUAAAUCUUGUCUAAAGUUCCUGCUGCAGCAUUUUACAGCUUAAUAUUAUUCAUAGUCUUUGUUAAUUGUAUGUAUCGAAUUAUUAACUGAAUUUCUGAAUACUAUAAUUUAUACGAAGUUUGACAUUUUAAUGAAGCCAUUUUUGAUGACGCGGGUCCAUGAAAAACACUUUGCUGUGUUUGCGUUGCUGAUAACAACUGGCUGGCGCGCGCGCGCAAGCAUUGUAUUGCCACCAUAGUAAUGGUACGUGUACCAAAUUAUUCUAUGCUUACUAGUUUUAUAACUCAUAGUACACCGAUAUGACAGAGAUAGUUUUAUUUUUGUUUCUCGUAUUAUUGGCAACUGUGGUACAAGUACACGAACGUUUUGGGAUGAAAACGUGUGUUUUUUUUUGUUCCCAGUCGUGUAGUGCUUCUCUACGUUUUAUUUUUCAGAUGUACUAUUUAUUUUAUUUUGCUGUCCUCUUUGUGUAAACGUUUUGAUUAGUGGUGUGUACAGGUUUUCAGUAUUAUUUAGUAAACUAGUCGGGCUUUGUUCUGAAGAUAAAAAGGAGAGAAUAGAAGUAGAAGACAAAGAUGAAGAAAAAAAAACAUGUGCGCGGGAUCAGAUAUGAACGUGUGGGCUUGGGAAGAAUAUUGCCGUUGCUGAAAGCUAAGAGUAAAGGUGAAUAAUGAGUUAAAGUGUUUAUUUGGUUAUAUUAAAAUUUUUAGCCCUUUACUUUUAUGGAGUAAACCAUUUUUUAAAUGAAUUCCAAUACAGGAUAAGAAAAGUGAAAGGUAAAUAUUAAGAGUAGCUAAUCAUUAGACUUGCGCAUAAUAGUUCGCGACCGGGAGCGCUCCUUUAAUGCUGGAAUCACAAUGCCACGACGACCCGACACGACAGGCCCGACAAGUUCAAUAGCCAAUGAAAUACAAGCUCGCCGUUGCAUCAGCCCGACAAAAUACGCACCCCGACGGCCCGCAAGGAAUAGAUUCUAUUCCUAAUUUCGUCGUGUCGGGCUGCCCGACAGAAAAGAAAACGGCAACGGAAAAAACAGUACAGAACUAAAUUUCAAAAAUAUUUACCUACUUGGUAAAUCUUUUUGCUGAAAAGUGAAAUUUCGUUUUACGUGUGGGUGAAUUGAAAAAUUUGUAGCUUGCCUUAAGGCCUUUUCACAAUACCGCGAUGCGACACGAUCUGGCGACGCGAUGUAGCGAAGGCAGCGACGUAAAUAUAUGUCGCCAGCUAGUGCACUUCAUAAUAGCGCGACGCGAUCGCCAUGCAGCUGGCGAAAAAAACCGAACCAGCCUGCACUCUGCUGGGGAUAUUUUACAACAUGGUUGUAAUCAAAAGUUUUUGGCGGUAAUAUUCAGAUUGUUGUUAUUAUAUUUGUACACUGACUGACUGGUAGAAGCAUUUAAUUAUGGAUAGGAAUCGCGAAGCCCAUAAUAUAUUUCUAACCAAGCAUUAUUUUUCUCCGUCUGAUAACAAUAUUUGUUACUAGAAACAUCGUACAUACACGGCUUUUUCUGAACUUCAUCAAUCAGACGCUCUUCAAAACUCAUUUAAAUUGAACAAAAUCCACGUGUUGUUUAGUAACAUUACUUAGAUGCAUCAAUACAUCGUUUCUUAACUCUUGUUUUCAGUUCUUCUUUACCACAAUCUUGUUUCUGAUUGGCUGUUAUUUCUGACGUCAUUAGCGACAUCGCCGAAGCGACGAAACAGCCUCGUCGCCAAGUGAGCUGUCGCCCAUCGCGGGCGAUGUAGUUGUGAUUGGCUGGUUUGGUAUGACGUCACGUCACAUCGCGUCGCGGUAUUGUGAAAAGAGCUUUAGUCUGUUUGUAUAAACAUAAACAGUUAUAAUCGUGUUUAUGGUUAAAGACGUUAGUUUAGAAUCCAUCUUUUAACAUUUCGUUUCUUUUUAAUUCUUCGCACAGCUAACAUCAGGAGUAUUUUUCUUCCCCUCACUGACAUAUCUUUAUCUUGUUUCCUUGUAACUAUAAUAAACUACUCUUUGUUUUACGAAUCAACUUAACCUUACUUCGUAUCGCAAACGACUAAAUGUUUUUUUGCACUUCAACUGUCAAUAAUAAAUAAAAGAGCCUACUUUGUUUUUAGCGCAUUCUAUAAUGCAUUUUAAUUGAAGUAUUUAGCUUGGCACGAUUUGCCGAAGGCCAAAUUGAAAAUCGUCGGGUUAUUUUUGUCGUGGUAUUGUGACCCUACGCUUUUAAAUCUGUCGUGCUGAGAUGCUGCAUGACAGUUUGUCGGGCCUGUCGUGUCGGACCCGUCGGGGCAUUGUAAUUCCAGCUUUAGUUCGCAGCUCCUUGGCGAACUAGGUCGCUCUUUUAGUUCGUCCGCUCCCAUCUCGAAUUCAAAGAAGACAGGUCACAGAUAGUUCGUUCGCUUUGCUACCGCUACUGCAGGCGAUCUUCUUUGUAUGUUAUAGUAGUUAUUUUUUAUAAUGAUCAGUGUUGUGAACGCUUAGAUUAUUAUCCUUUUUUAGGUUAUUAUACAUCAAAUGAGUAAAUAAAACAAUAAUUUUUACAUAAUUGGGUAAAAUGGCGUAUAUAACAGUUCUGUUUUUAAUCUUCACUUAACAUACACUAUAAUCGAAAUUUUUUUUAAGUGUUAAAAAUAUUCAACAAAAAAUGUGUUAUUAUUUACAGGCAACAAAAUUACGUACAUUAUUAAGAAAAAAGACCCAUUACUCUUCUAAUUUUUUACCUUACAAUUAGACAUAGAAAAACUAAUCAAAACUCUUAAGUAAGAUUGUUUGCUAAUAUUGCUUAAGAAUGUGUAUGUUCAUUAGGACCUAUAUAUAAUUCACUAAAUAUUAGCCAUUUCAUCAUCACUUAACAUACACUAUAAUCGAAAAA